AUGUUUGUCCCAGAGUUGCCAUACUCCUGCGUGGAUCUCCUGCAUACGACGUGCAAUUCCGUAUACUGGCUUAUUCUUCUGGAUUACUUCGGGAUUCGGGAGUUCUGGGCUAUACUUUUUGGGGGGACUCUGAUACACUAUAUUGACACAGUUUCUGCAGGGUCUUUCUUUUCUCAGGUUCUAUUUUUUGGGGCUGUAACGGCAUUUCUCCUGAAGGCGAGGAAAGUCUCUUCUUACAGGUUCCAGGAGGUGUGCACGAAUGAAGCUUCUAUUACUAUCAAUGGGAUGCGCCAUAUCGUGUGCAGCCUAGUCUGCAUCUCCAUAUUCGCGUGCGACUUCUCAAUAUAUCCCCUGCACAAGUACAAGAGCAAACACUUCGGGAUUUCUCUGAUGGACUUUGGAGUUGUCGUUUUUAUGUUCAAUGCGGGGAUGAUCUCUGCAGUAAGCCAUAAAUUCCGCCCUAAAAAGACGCUCUACAUGGGAGUGAUGGGGGUUAUACGGCUUCUCGUGAUACUUUCCGGGUACCACUCAGAUCCAACGGAGUAUGGAGUCCACCUGAACUUCUACUUCGUAUACGCAGCAGCUGAGAAUAUCAGCCUGCUCUUCCGGGGGAUUCAGCCGUUAUUUGGGGCUCUUCUUAUCCUGGGAGGGCACGAACUCCUCAUAAACCAGCGGGGAUUCGCUGACUUCGUCUUUUUCUCGGGAAGAAAGACCUUUUUAACGGCAAAUCGGGAGGGUCUUCUCUCGAUUAUGCCGUACACGGGAGUUCUUCUCCUGGGAAAAUCCGUUGGAAAAAUUUUAUUCACUCCUAAGGAGACGGGAAGAAGGAAGUUUUUGCGUCUCUCCCUCUUCUACGGGCUCCUGCACGCGGGAUAUUUCGUGUUUUCGCAGUUUUCCUCGCCCUCACGGCGGCUCUGCUCCUUCUCCUUCAUCGCUUUCUCGUGCAGUGCGAUCGUUCUCCCGAUGUGCCUUCUCUUUGGGGUCUCGUGCUUCUACCGGAUAGAGAAUAUCGAGUUUCUCUCGGGCCUGAGCCGCCUUAUGAACCCGCUUUUUCUCCUGGCUAAUUUGUACGUUCUCCUGGGAAAUGUGCUCUUUGACUGGGCUGCCUUCUCCACGGGGCAGGCCCAUCUCUGCAAUGCCGUAUACCUCCUGCUUCUCUUUGGAGUUCCCGUGCACGCGUACAGGAAGGGAAUUCUCAGGGUAAAAUAA
Messenger RNA from Nematocida major, 1209 nucleotides. Its product is annotated as glucosaminylphosphatidylinositol acyltransferase. The record is from RefSeq and is a predicted model, not a curated record. Gene Ontology annotation, biological process: protein localization to plasma membrane; GPI anchor biosynthetic process. The transcript has a single exon. Gene Ontology annotation, molecular function: glucosaminyl-phosphatidylinositol O-acyltransferase activity. Lineage: Eukaryota; Fungi; Microsporidia. Gene Ontology annotation, cellular component: endoplasmic reticulum; membrane. The coding region runs from base 1 to 1209 and encodes 402 amino acids.